Tympanuchus pallidicinctus (lesser prairie-chicken) is the source of this 3284-nucleotide messenger RNA. RefSeq names its product helicase, POLQ like (gene HELQ). The transcript has 18 exons. The record is from RefSeq and is a predicted model, not a curated record. Bases 1 to 3168 code for a protein of 1055 amino acids. NCBI's taxonomy places the organism in Eukaryota, Metazoa, Chordata, Aves, Galliformes, Phasianidae. Gene Ontology annotation, molecular function: ATP binding; nucleic acid binding.
AUGGCCGAGCCCGCUCUCGCCGUGCGGAGGAGGAGCCGCAUCAGCUCCGCUCGCAAACGGAGCCACCCCCCUGCACGGCCCGGGGCCGCCUGCUCGCCGCUGGCUCGCAAGAGACACAGUGCUGGGGGUGAGGGGUCCCCGGCCGAGCCCCCGUGUAACAACGAUAGUGAAGAGGAUAUGUUUGGCGACUAUGACAGCUUCCAUGAAAGUGAUUCUUUAUUGGCUCAAGUUCUUGAUGCAGAGCACCAGCACCCCCAGGAAAAAGGUGUGGACAUGAAAGCAGCCAGGGAGUUUGCACAUGGGAAUCUUCAGUCAGAAAUGAACCAAAGCAAGCAAUGUAAUUUGCAUGCUACAGAAGAUAGUAGUAUGCAUCAAGUGGAUGAACGUUACGGCUUCCAAAUGAAUGAAAAUGAUGCUGGAGACACCAAUGAAGACCUCAGUGAUUCUGUUUUCGAUGAAUUGCCUUCAUCACAACUUUUGUAUUUGGAGAAAAUGGGUGAGCUUUCUUCUCAUUCCCAAAAAUCUGCAGGGAAAUCCCAAAAAUCUACAGAGAAGAUGGAUGAGUGGAAGAAUUCCUCCUUGGACAAAAUCCGGAGUCCAUCAUCGCCAUGUCCUGACUCUGGACACAAGAACAGAAGCACAAAACCUUCCACAGGCUCUAGGUCUGAUUCAUGUAAAAGCGUGAGUCUUAAAGAUCAUCUGAAAAAUGCUAUGACUGGAAAUGCCAAAGCCCAGACUCCAGUGGUCUCAAAGACCAAGCAGCUUAAAGAAGCUAUUUUAUCUGAAGAGAUUUCUGUUGCUAGGGAAACUAUUGAAUCAUCGUCUUUUGAUAUAGGCCCGUUUUAUGGAUUACCCAGUAAAGUUAAACAUCUCCUCAGGCAAUUUCGGGGCAUUGAAACACUUUAUGAAUGGCAGCAUGAUUGCUUAACAUUAAAAUCUCUACAGCAGAGGAAGAAUUUGAUUUACUCGUUACCAACCAGUGGUGGAAAAACACUUGUUGCUGAAAUUUUAAUUCUCCAAGAAUUACUCUGCAGGCAGAAGGAUGUUCUGAUGAUCCUGCCCUAUGUUGCCAUUGUCCAAGAAAAGGUUUGGGGUUUAUCAAGCUUUGGGAUAGAAUUAGGUUUCCUGGUUGAAGAAUACGCAGGAAGUAAGGGAAGAUUUCCACCCAUCAAGAGAAGAAUAAAAAAGUCACUUUAUAUCGCUACCAUAGAAAAAGGACAUGCUCUUGUGAAUUCUUUAAUUGAAACAGAUAGAAUCAGUGACCUCGGUUUAGUUGUAGUAGAUGAGUUGCAUAUGAUUGGUGAGGGAAGUCGUGGAGCAACACUAGAAAUGACUCUUGCAAAAAUACUUCAUGCUAGUACAAACACACACAUUGUUGGAAUGAGUGCAACUUUAAAUAAUGUUGAAGACCUGCAGAAGUUCCUGCAAGCAGAGUACUAUACUAAAAAUUUCAGACCGGUAGAGUUAAAGGAAUACAUAAAGAUAAGAGAUACAAUUUAUGAAGUUGACAGCAAAGCAGAAAAUGGCUUUACUUUUUCACGUCUCCUUAAUUUUAAGUAUUCCAGUAGCCUGGAGAAAGCAGAUCCCGACCACAUCGUUGCACUGGUUACUGAAGUUAUUCCAAAAUAUUCCUGCCUAAUCUUUUGUCCCACUAAAAAGAACUGUGAAAACGUGGCUACAAUGGUUUGCAAGUAUCUGAACAAAGAAUUCAGAGCUCACAGGGAGAAAGAGAAACAGGACCUAAUUAAGAACCUAAAGGACAUUGGAAAUGGAAGCAUCUGUCCUGUUCUGAGGCAAACAAUUCCUUUUGGUGUUGCCUAUCACCAUAGUGGCCUGACAAAUGAUGAAAGAAAGAGUAUAGAAGAAGCAUAUUCUAAGGGUGUCCUGUGUCUUCUUGCUUGCACAGCUACAUUAGCUGCUGGUGUUAACCUGCCAGCAAGAAGGGUGAUUUUAAGAGCCCCUUAUGUUGCUAGUGAGUUCCUGAAGAAGAAUCAAUAUAAACAAAUGAUUGGCAGAGCUGGUCGAGCUGGUAUUGACAGUGCUGGUGAAAGUAUUCUCAUAGUGCAGGAAAAAGACAAACCUUUGGUUCGGGAUUUAAUAACCAGUCCUUUGGAGAAUUGUUACAGCAAUCUUCUGCCAGAGUUCACCAAGGGAAUGCAGUACCUGUUGCUAUCAUUGGUUGGAUUGAAGAUUGCAGUUACCCAAGAGGAAGUGUACAGUUUUAUGUGCCAUACAUUGCUGGGUGUCCAGCAGCAGCUGCUGUUGAAAGAGAAGAGCCUCUCAGAGAUUGUUAGAGAUGAACUAGAAAAUCUAAUAGAAAAGGGGCUCUUAAAAGGAAAAAUAAUGGAAAAGGAUCAAAAUUCCAAAAGUACACUAACAAUCACACUGUUGGGUAAAGCUACAUAUAAAGGCUCUAUAGAUGUGUCGUACUGUGAUCUUCUUUACAAAGAACUGAGGAAAGGCUUGGAAGGGCUGGUUCUUGAGAGCAGUCUUCAUCUUCUCUAUUUAGCUACUCCAUAUGACAUGGUUUCCAACUGCAGCCCAGAUUGGAUGAUAUACUUGAGGCAGUUCAACCAGCUGAGUUCAGCAGAGCAAAAAGUAGCAGAUAUGGUAGGAGUACCUGAGAGUUUUAUUGCAAAAAAGGCUUCUGGUCAAGCCAUCAGAAAGAAUGUGGACACUGCUGUUGUGAACAGGCUGUACCUGUCAUUUGUCCUGUAUGCCCUACUGAAAGAGACCAACAUAUGGAGCGUCUCAGAGAAAUUCAACAUGUCCCGAGGUUACGUGCAGAAUCUCCUUACAUCUGCUGCCUCAUUUGCUUCUUGUGUUCUGCAUUUCUGUGAGGAACUGGAGGAAUUUUGGGUUUAUAAAGCCCUGCUGACAGAACUUACCAAGCGCUUGACAUACUGUGUUAAGACAGAGCUCAUUCCACUGAUGGAGGUAGCAGGGGUUCUAGAGGCACGAGCUAAACAGCUCUAUAAUGCAGGGUACAAAACUUUAGCACACUUAGCUAAUGCAAACCCAGAAACUCUGGUGAAGACGAUCGAGCAUUUGUCACGACGUCAAGCCAAACAAAUGGUUUCAUCUGCAAAGAUGCUGCUGACUGAAAAAGCUGAAGCUUUACAAGAAGAAGUAGAGGAACUCCUAAAGGUGCCUACGGAUAUCCCAUAAACCUACUGACCGGCUCAGUCAUGAAAAAAAUAAUAAUGAAUUGAAGUAUUUGGGCAUGUCUUAGGUUUUAACUUUGUCCUAUGUAUACAUGCUGUAAAUAUAAUAAAUAUUUAUUA